Oppiella nova is the source of this 433-nucleotide messenger RNA. The record is from the annotation of a GenBank genome assembly. Lineage: Eukaryota; Metazoa; Arthropoda; Arachnida; Sarcoptiformes; Oppiidae.
GAAAUUCAAUUUUCAAUCAAAACUUUAAACAAUGAAUUCAUUCGUUGCUUUAGUAGCCGUAGUCUGUAUGUGUGGACAGGCAUAUGGGGGGUGGACUGAGGUCUGGAGGGAUGACUUCAACGGCAAUUCACUGGAUCAGAAUAACUGGAAACUCGAAACGGGAACUGGACAAAAUGGUUGGGGCAAUGGGGAAAUGGAGUACUACACGAAUGGCCAGAACCUACAGGUGCAGAAUGGAGUGCUCACUAUCACCGCCAGAGUAGAAGACGUGGAAAACAGUCACUUCACGUCCUCCAGACUGAACUCGAAGAAUGCCUGGGCUUACGGCAAGUUUGAGGCCAGGGCUCGACUGCCCAAAGGCAAGAACCUGUGGCCAGCCAUCUGGCUCUUCCCGCAAAGCAAUACCUACGGGGGCUGGUAUGCAGUCAUAUAG